AUGGCCGCUUGGGACCCACUAGAAAACACAUUUCACUAUGACAAUGCAUCCCUCGAAAAAGCAUCCAAAGACUAUGGAAACAUAGUUCAACUCAAACCAAAUUCCGUAUUUGGCCCUAACUAUGUGAGUGACAUCCAAUUUUUCAUUAAGCAAAAAUAUAAGCACUAUGACACAGAUAAGAACAAGAGCAUUGCCAUAAGGGCAUGUGGCCAUUCUACGAGGGGACAGUCCCAAGUCUUGGCCGUCAUAGUGGUCAACAUGACUGCUAUAAAAAAUUUCAAAGGGAGUAGGAUCAACAUUGGUAAGAAUCACAUGGGUUACUAUGCAGAUGUCGGGUGCGAGCUGCAGUGGAUAGACAUUCUCAAGGACACACUUAAGGUUAAUCUUACGCCUGUGUCAUUUACGGAUUAUAUACACGCCAGCGUGGGCGGAACACUCUCAAACGGGGGUAUAAGCGGACAAUCGUUUCAGCACGGUCCCCAAAUCUCCAAUGUUUAUUCUCUAUAUGCAAUCACAGGUAAUAUAUAA
Molecule: messenger RNA, 528 nt
Organism: Striga hermonthica
Lineage: Eukaryota; Viridiplantae; Streptophyta; Magnoliopsida; Lamiales; Orobanchaceae
Source: the annotation of a GenBank genome assembly